Messenger RNA from Rhinichthys klamathensis goyatoka, 3296 nucleotides. Its product is annotated as protein crumbs homolog 1-like. The coding region runs from base 254 to 3280 and encodes 1008 amino acids. The transcript has 8 exons. Gene Ontology annotation, molecular function: calcium ion binding. The record is from RefSeq and is a predicted model, not a curated record. NCBI's taxonomy places the organism in Eukaryota, Metazoa, Chordata, Actinopteri, Cypriniformes, Leuciscidae. Gene Ontology annotation, cellular component: protein-containing complex; plasma membrane. Gene Ontology annotation, biological process: heterophilic cell-cell adhesion; establishment or maintenance of epithelial cell apical/basal polarity.
GGUGUGGAUGCGUGAGUCUCUCAGAUUAGCCUUUGGGACCUAUCCUGUCCCUGGCUUCACACCAGUUCAUUACACAUGUAAGUGCAUUACCAUAAUCCCACGGCUUGCUGUGAACCCACCGAAGCCAGUCAGUCCUAAACACAGAUGAAUGAAGACGAGCUAAGGAAGUCUCUGGCGGUAAUGGUGUAUUACGAAGCUGCCCUGUCUUCUUCAGAGCUUGUUUUAGGUUUCCUGUCUGUUUACAACUAAAAUCAUGUCAAGUGCGGCCAUAUCUUUCUGGAUGAUACUGUUGCUGUAUGCAGGAGUCUCCAGUGGGUGUGAUACAAACCCGUGCAUGAAUGGUGGUGUGUGCGUGAAUCAGGAUGGACAAUACAAAUGUCAAUGUUCCCAAGAGAGCUAUAAUGGACACCUCUAUGGGGGGCCGAACUGCAUGGUAGUCCUGCUGGGCUGUGAGCGUCAUUGGUGCCAGAACGGUGCCACUUGCCAUCCAUACCUGGACAAAGGACGACAUCGAUACAGCUGCAUCUGCCCUGAGGGCUUCACUGGAACAAAGUGCCAGACGUCCACCACUUUCUCUUUUGAAGAAAGUGGAUUUAUCCAGGUCCAGACCAUCCUCACUGACGCUUUUGAGCCCUUGAAUGUCACUCUGAGUUUUCGCACAUUGCAGGAAGUGGCCACUCUGCUCCAGUGCCAAGUUGAAGAUCAGCUUCUUACGCUGGAGUUAGUGGAUGGAAAACUACGGCAUACAUUGCAGAGAGCCCAGGACACGGAAAGCGUUCUUCUAGAGCUCCCAGCGAUGGUUUCCGAUGGCCGCUGGCACACGGCGAAGGCCUCGCUGCACAACAGCAUGUUUGGGCUGAGUCUUAGAGACCCGUCUUGUCCUGGAGACUUGUGUGUCAUGGAAGUGCAGAUAGGUCAAGCAGAGCCCGAAUUGGGUUCAGGUCUAUCCGAGUUGACUGUGAUGCAGAAUCUCUACAUUGGCGGAAGAGGAGAGCAAGGGGCUGGUUCAAGUUUGCUGGGAUGUAUGCGGGAUGUGUGGUUGGAUUCACGCAUAGUGGUGCCUGGAUUGGGACAGAGGGCUCCCAUUAAGCAAUUUAAUGUGAAACAGGAGUGCGGUGACUGGGACCAAUGCAAGGAAAACCCAUGCCAGAACAGAGGCAGAUGUGUCAAGACAGGAUGGAGGAGUUUUAGCUGUGAAUGUCAUCGGCCUUAUGAGGGCAAGAACUGUUUAGAGGAGUAUGUAGCUGCGAGGUUUGGCAAUGAAGAUUUGGAGAGCCACGCUCUGUUCAGGGUGGAUGAAGACGACCCGGGUGACAGCACUACCGUGUCCAUGUUCGUCCGCACGCGCCGCUCACAGGGGCUGCUCCUCGUCCUCUCCAACAGCACCAGUCAGUACCUCCGCGUCUGGCUGGACGAUGGAAAGGUCAAAGUUCAAAUCAACAACUUUGAAAGCCUGCUAGGAAGGGAAGCGGUCAACGAUGGCCACUUUCAUCUCAUAACUGUGCUUGUGGAACCCGAAUCCCUGUCCCUGUUCAUGUCUGCCAAGAGCCAGGGUCGCGUCCCUAUCCGUCGUGUGCUGGUCCAGGCUGGGGACGCAGUGCAUGUGGGAGGCUUAGCGGAUCGCCGUGCAUCGCUAGCCUUUGGGGGAUACUUUAAGGGCUGUAUCCAAGACCUCCGUAUGAAUAGCAGACGCCUGCAGUUCUACCCAGUCAGUGUCCCGGUGAGCUCCUACAGGCUCCAGAGUUUGCUGAAAGUCACACGCGGCUGCACGGGCGACGACUCCUGCAGUACCAAUCCCUGCUUGAAUGGAGGUGUGUGCUACUCCAUGUGGGAUGAUUUCACAUGCAGUUGCCCACCUAAUACGGCAGGGCAACGCUGCGAGGAAGUCAAGUGGUGUGAGCUGUCUCCAUGUCCCGCCGCUGCCAUGUGUCAAGCACACACUCAGGGUUUUGAAUGUGUGGUCAACGUCAGCCUCCGAAGUGACAGCCACAUAAUCACCUAUCGUGGCAAUGGAAAAAUAAAGCGAUAUCUCAGCAGCAUUUCAAUACAUUUCCGUACCAGGCAGCAGAACACCACUCUACUACAUGCUGAGCGGGAUGCUCAAUUUAUUACCAUUUCUAUCCAAGAUGGACACGUAGUUUUAGAGCUGCAGGGAGAAGAACAAUCCCCCUAUGUGUAUUUACACAGUCUGGACCUGGUUAGUGAUGGAAAGUGGCACAGGGCAGACUUCAGCAUGGACAACCCAGCCUUACAGUCAUCCAGAUGGAGACUGGUUCUGGAUGAGCACUGGGAGAAACCCUCCAUCUCAAUUACAGCCUCAGAAGAUCUGGAUUUCCUGAGAGAAGAUGUGGACAUCAUCUUGGGGGGGUUGGGACCCAAUUCGGAGGACAACUUCGCUGGCUGUCUUGGUUUGGUGGAGAUUAGUGGCCUUGCAUUGCCAUAUUACAGCGACAUGGAGAUGAACCUUCCCAGGCCCCAGGAAGAGCACUUUCUGAGAACCUCUGAAACUCCCUACAUUGGCUGCUGGGGAUCUAAUGUCUGUGAGCCUGACCCGUGCCAAAAUGGUGGGGUUUGUGAAGAUCUGUUCAACCUUUUCAAGUGCCAUUGCCCAUCUGAUUGGGAUGGCCAACUCUGUGAACUGACUCUAGACACUUGUGCCUCAAACCCUUGUGUUCACGGAGCCUGCAGAUUGGUGUCAGCAGGAUACGAGUGCUCGUGUGAUGUGGGCUACACCGGCCGACACUGUGAAAUGGUGGUGGACGUAUGCGCCCACCACAAGUGCAGCAAUGGUGGAACAUGCCUAAGAGGUCUGAAACGCUACGCAUGUCUCUGUCCGAGAAACACGACAGGACCUUUCUGCAGGGAGAGAGUUCCAGAACUUCCAUGGUAUAUCGACAGGUUUCCAUUCCCUAAACUGCCUGUGUCUUUCUGUGGGAAUGAGAGAUGGAACUAUAGUUGCUUCAAUGGUGGGAAUUGCUCCUCUGUAGAAGAUACUUGUGAAUGUCUACCUGGAUUCACUGGACAAUGGUGCGAGCUGGAGCUGGAUGAAUGUGCAUCUGACCCCUGCCUUAACGGAGGCUUCUGCCGUAACCUGAUCAACAGGUUCCAGUGUGUGUGCGAGAUGAGCUUUGCAGGUGACCACUGUCAGAUUGACGUCAGUGACUUCUACGUCUAUGUGUUCCUGCUCCUGUGGCAGAAUAUCUUCCAGCUGUUGUCAUACCUCAUUUUGCGUUUAGAUGAUGACCCAGAGGUUGAAUGGAACGCAGCCAAUGAUGACUAGGACUAAAAACAGUUCC